Molecule: messenger RNA, 4407 nt
Organism: Apodemus sylvaticus (European woodmouse)
Lineage: Eukaryota; Metazoa; Chordata; Mammalia; Rodentia; Muridae
Product: zinc finger protein 208-like
Exons: 9
Biological process (GO): regulation of transcription by RNA polymerase II
Molecular function (GO): DNA-binding transcription factor activity, RNA polymerase II-specific; RNA polymerase II cis-regulatory region sequence-specific DNA binding
Source: RefSeq, a predicted model, not a curated record
GUGACUUUUGAUGAUGUGCAUGUGAACUUCACUGAGGAAGACUGGAAUUUGCUGGAUCCUUCCCAGAAGAAUCUCUACAAAGAUGUGAUGUGGGAAACCUACCUGAACCUCAAAGCUAUAGGCUGUAAUUGGGAAGACCAUCAUCUUGAAGAACAUUUUCAAAGUAUUAGAAGACAUGAAAGACAAAUUGUAAACAUUAUUCAUAUUGAUUACAUGAUUGAUCAGAGUAAUCAGUGUGGUAAAGAUUUCACAUGUGCUAAUUAUCGUUGCAGGCAUGUAAGAAGAUAUACUGGAGUGAAAUGCUAUGAGUGUAAUAUAUGUGGUAAAGCCUUUACAAGUUCCAGUCAUCUUAAAUAUCAUAAAACAACACAUACUGGAGAGAAACUUUAUGAAUGCAAUCAAUGUAGUAAAGCCUUUGCAAGACCCAGUUAUCUACAAAGACAUAAAAUGACACAUAUUAGAGAGAAACCUUAUGAAUGUAAUCAAUGUGGUAAAGCCUUUGCAAGACCUGGUGAUCUCCAAAAUCAUAAAAGAACACAUACUGGAGAGAAACCUUAUAAAUGUAGUCAAUGUGGUAAAGCCUUUGCACAGCACAGUACUUUCCAAUAUCAUAAAAGGAAACAUACUGGAGAGAAACCUUAUGAAUGCAAUCAAUGUGGUAAAGCCUUUGCAGUACCCAGUCAUCUCCAGUAUCAUAAAAGAACACAUACUGGAGAGAAACCUUAUGAAUGUAAUCAAUGUGGUAAAGCCUUUGCACAGCACAGUGAUCUCCAAAGACAUAAAAGAACACAUACUGGAGAGAAACCUUAUGAGUGCAAUCAAUGUGGGAAAGCCUUUGCACAGCGCAGUCAUCUCCAAUAUCAUAAAAGGAAACAUACUGGAGAGAAACCUUAUAAAUGCAAUCAAUGUGGUAAAGCCUUUGCAGUACCCAGUCAUCUCCAGUAUCAUAAAAGAACACAUACUGGAGAGAAACCUUAUGAAUGUAAUCAAUGUGGUAAAGCCUUUGCACAGCACAGUGAUCUCCAAAGACAUAAAAGAACACAUACUGGAGAGAAACCUUAUGAGUGCAAUCAAUGUGGGAAAGCCUUUGCACAGCGCAGUCAUCUCCAAUAUCAUAAAAGGAAACAUACUGGAGAGAAACCUUAUAAAUGUAGUCAAUGUGGUAAAGCCUUUGCACAGCACAGUACUUUCCAAUAUCAUAAAAGGAAACAUACUGGAGAGAAACCUUAUAAAUGUAGUCAAUGUGGUAAAGCCUUUGCACAGCACAGUACUUUCCAAUAUCAUAAAAGGAAACAUACUGGAGAGAAACCUUACGAAUGCAAUCAAUGUGGUAAAGCCUUUGCACUACCCAGUCAUCUCCAAUAUCAUAAAAGAACACAUACUGGAGAGAAACCUUAUGCAUGUAAUCAAUGUGGUAAAGCCUUUUCAGGUCACAGUACUCUCCAAACACAUAAAAGAACACAUACUGGAGAGAAACCUUAUGAAUGUAAACAAUGUGGCAAAGCCUUUUCACAUCAGAGUAGUAUCCAAAGACAUAAAAGAACACAUACUGGAGAGAAACCUUAUAAAUGUAGUCAUUGUGGUAAAGACUUUGCAACACGCAGUAAUCUCCAAAGACAUGAAAGAACACAUACUGGAGAGAAACCUUAUGAAUGUAAUCAAUGUGGUAAAGCCUUUACAGGACCCAGUCAUAUCCAAAGACAUAAAAGAAGACAUACUGGAGAGAAACCUUAUGGAUGUAAUCAAUGUGGUAAAGUCUUUGCAGCUCACAGUAAUCUACAAAAUCAUAAAAGAUCACAUACAGGAGAGAAACCUUAUAAAUGUAAUCAAUGCGGUAAAACUUUUACACAUCACAGUACUUUGCAAUAUCAUAAAAGAACACAUACUGGAGAGAAACCUUAUGAAUGUGAUCAAUGUGGUAAAGCCUUUGCACGGCGCAGUAAUCUCCAAUAUCAUAAAAGAACACAUACUGGAGAGAAACCUUAUGAAUGUAAUCAAUGUGGUAAAGCCUUUGCACAGUGCAGUACUCUCCAAUAUCAUAAAAAAACACAUACUAGAGAGAAACCAUAUGAAUGUAAUCAAUGUGGUAAAGCCUUUGCAGGACCCAGUCUUCUCCAAAGACAUAAAAGAACACAUACUGGAGAGAAACCUUAUGAAUGUAAUCAAUGUGGUAAAGCCUUUGGACAGCACAGUCAUCUCCGAUCUCAUAAAAGAACACAUACUGGAGAGAAACCUUAUGAGUGUAAUCAAUGUGGUAAAGCCUUUGUACAUCACAGUGGUCUCCAAAGACAUAAAAUGACACAUACUGGAGAGAAACCUUAUGAAUGUAAUCAAUGUGGUAAAGCCUUUACAAGACCCAGUCAUCUCCAAUCCAGUCAUCUCCAAUAUCAUAAAAGAACACAUACUGGAGAGAAGCCGUAUGAAUGUAAUCAAUGUGGUAAAGCCUUUGCAAGACCCAGUUAUCUCCAGUAUCAUAAAAGAACACAUACUGGAGAGAAACCUUGUGAAUGUAAUCAAUGUGGUAAAGCCUUUGCAAGACCCAGUUAUCUCCAGUAUCAUAAAAGAACACAUACUGGAGAGAAACCUUGUGAAUGUAAUCAAUGUGGUAAAGCAUUUGCAUGUCAGAGUAAUCUCCAAAGACAUAAAAAAACACAUACUGGAGAGAAACGUUAUGAAUGUUAUCAAUGUGGUAAAGCCUUUGUACGUCACAGUCAUCUCCAAAAUCAUAAAAGAACACAUACUGGAGAGAAACCAUAUGAAUGUAAUCAAUGUAGUAAAGCCUUUGCAAGACCCAGUCAUCUCCAGUAUCAUAAAAGAACACAUACUGGAGAGAAACCUUAUAAAUGUAAUCAAUGUGGUAAAGCCUUUGCACAGCGCAGUACUCUCCAAUAUCAUAAAAGAACACAUACUGGAGAGAAACCUUAUGAAUGUAAACAAUGUGGUAAAGCCUUUACAAGACCCAGUUAUCUCCAGUAUCAUAAAAGAACACACACCGGACAGAAAACUUAUCAGACCCUGUAUAGGGGCUGCAAAGUCACAGGUGCCAUGUCCGGCCCCCAAGUUAUUGCCCAUACUGCCCACUUAUCUACGAGGGACUUACAGUACAGUAAGGAACGCCGCUUUAUCUACAGCGGUCCUACUUUCGUUUUUAAACCCAACAAAGGCACUCCUCGCCAGGUUUAUGGCAACGAAGCCAAAAACAGCACAGAAGAGUUACCACGACUAAGCAGGGAAAAAUUCCGGCGAACACCAAAGGGUCAACAGGAUAACCGAACCACAUACCUGGGGAGCCGCUCCGUGACUUUUGAUGAUGUGAAUGUGAAAUUCACUGAGGAAGAGUGGAAUUUGCUGGAUCUUUCCCAGAAGAGUCUCUACAAAGAUGUGAUGUUGGAAACCUACCUGAACUUCAAAGCUAUAGGCUAUAAUGUGGAAGACCAUCACCUUGAAGAACGUUUUCAAAGUAGCACAAGACAUGAAAGUGUCAUAAGAAGUCAUAGUGGAGAGAAACCCUAUGAGUGUAAUCAAUGUGGUAAAGCCUUUUCACAGCCCAGUACUUUGCAAUAUCAGAAAAGAACAAUUACUGGAGAGAAACCUUAUAAAUGUAAUCAAUGUGGUAAAGCCUUUUCAUAUCACAGUAAUCUCCGAAGUCAUAAAAGAACAAAUACGGGAGAGAAACCUUCUAAAUGUAAUCAAUGUGGUAAAGCCUUUGCAAGACCGAGUGAUCUCCAAAGACAUAAACCGAUACAUACUGGAGAGAAACCUUAUGAAUGUAAUCAGUGUGGUAAAGCCUUUGCAAGACCCAGUCAUCUCCAAAAUCAUAAAAGAACACAUACUGGAGAGAAACCUUAUGAAUGUAAUCAAUGUGGUAAAGCCUUUGCACAGCAUAGUCAUCUCCAAAGACAUAAAAGAACACAUACUGGAGAGAAACCUUAUGAAUGUAAUCAAUGUGGUAAAGCCUUUGCAAGACACAGUGAUCUCCAAAAUCAUAAAAGAACACAUACUGGAGAGAAACCUUAUGAAUGUAAUCAAUGUGGUAAAGCCUUUGCACAGCAUAGUCAUCUCCAAAGACAUAAAAGAACACAUACUGGAGAGAAACCUUAUGAAUGUAACCAAUGUGGUAAAGCCUUUGCAAGACACAGUGAUCUCCAAAAUCAUAAAAGAACACAUACUGGAGAGAAACCUUAUGAAUGUAACCAAUGUGGUAAAGCCUUUGCAAGACACAGUGAUCUCCAAAACCAUAAAAGAACACAUACUGGAGAGAAACUUUAUGAAUGUAAUCAAUGUGGUAAAGCCUUUUCACGUCACAGUAAUCUUCAAAGACAUAAGAAAACACACACUCGAGAGAAACCUUAUGAAUAUAAUCAAUGCAGUAAAACCAUUGCAACACCCCAUUCAUUUCCAUUAUGA